AUGACUGACUCUCUCGUUAGCACACCAGUGGCUCAAGGUGAAAAACUAACAAACAAUGGAUAUCAUGAAAGAGUUGAUGAGAAGGAGUAUAGAAGCCUUGUAGGUCGUCUGCUUUACUUGACAACUACUAGGCCUGAUAUAAUGUUUGUUGUUAGUCUUCUUUCUAGAUUCAUGCAUUGUUGUGAUGUUGUUCAUUUUAAGGCAUGGAAAAGAGUUAUUAGAUAUGUGAAAGGGACCUUGAAUUAUGGAGUAAAAUUUGAGAAAGCAAAAGAACUCGAGUUGAUAGGGUAUUCUGAUAGUGAUUGGAGUUCAAAGAAACAACAAACUGUUGCUCAAUCUACAGUAGAAGCAGAGUACAUUGCAGCUGCUGCAGCUGUUAAUCAAGCCAUUUGGCUUAGGAAACUUUUAUGUGAUUUGAAUGAAGAUCAAGUUGAAGCUACUGAGAUUAGAGUUGACAAUCAGCACUUGUUAAGUUUUGGUACUCUUUCACGAGAAUGGGCUUUGAAGUGCAUGAAAGACCUUCUGCUUGUUAAUCUAAGAGGCAACCUUCAAAUAAUUGUUCAGGUUGCCAAGGAGUAUUACGAAUAG
Messenger RNA from Gossypium raimondii (Peruvian cotton), 588 nucleotides. Its product is annotated as secreted RxLR effector protein 161-like. The transcript has 5 exons. The coding region runs from base 1 to 588 and encodes 195 amino acids. NCBI's taxonomy places the organism in Eukaryota, Viridiplantae, Streptophyta, Magnoliopsida, Malvales, Malvaceae. The record is from RefSeq and is a predicted model, not a curated record.